GCGCAUGCGUGUUACGAUUUUAGGGCAGUAACAAGGAAGUUCAGUCGCAGAUCGAAGAUACAAUUUUUUUUUGAAGAGCUGCUGUUCACGUUUUGGACUCAAGGUUUGUGAUGGCAGUGGACUGGAUCGGGUUCGGCUAUGCUGCGGCCAUCGCCUUUGGAGGAUUUAUGGGCUACAAGAGAAAAGGCAGUGUGAUGUCCCUGAUGGCUGGUUUAGUGUUUGGUGGAUUAUCUGCUUAUGGUGCAUUCAACGUCUCUAACGACUCUAAGGACAUCAAGUUCUCAUUGUUGGCUGCAGGAGUCUUAUCACUCGUGAUGGGGUUGCGAUAUAAGAAAUCUGGCAAAAUAAUGCCUGCUGGCAUCAUGGCAGGGCUAAGUCUGUUGAUGGUGUUUCGGCUGUUACUCCUCUUCAUGGCGUGACUUUAAGAACAACACGGACAAGACGGAAAGCUCUCUGUGCCUCAAUGUGAACAAGCCUCGUUUUGAAAGGAAACAUCAUUCCAAGUUUUCAUACGCCAACAAGUCUUUUGUUUUUGUGUAGAAACUUAACAAUCAUGUGACCAAAAUCUUUGCAAAUGCCACCAAUGUUUGUUAAACUGACUUUAGAGCAUCUGUCUACUCAUGUUAUCUUAAGUCAUAUCACACGAGAGGGAGUGAUGUUGUACUGAAUAUCAUACCUGCUGGGAUUCAGCUGAAGAUAAACACAUGAGCUGAUAUUCAGUACAACAUCUCAACAUCGAGUGUGAUAUUACUUUUAUACAACACUAAUACAAAAUAGUGCUAAAAAGUAAAACUCAACAACAGAUUAUUGUAUAACUCCACCAACUCAACUAGUUCCCCAUCUGUUGCCAAGCAACACAAACAUUCUAUUCUAACGCAAUCUGAUGGUGUCCAUGGUUACCACAGAGCAGCUACUUUGUAGUACAACCAUUUACUUGUGUGUUAACAUAAAUGAAUCAUCAGUCAUGAAAACCAGUUUGAUAAGGGACCCGUUGUGUGAUUCUGAGGUUAUGAGAUUGAUGAAUAAAGAACAACACUGUUGACAUGUA
Molecule: messenger RNA, 1048 nt
Organism: Labrus bergylta (ballan wrasse)
Lineage: Eukaryota; Metazoa; Chordata; Actinopteri; Labriformes; Labridae
Gene: tmem14a
Product: transmembrane protein 14A
Biological process (GO): regulation of heme biosynthetic process
Cellular component (GO): mitochondrial membrane
Source: RefSeq, a predicted model, not a curated record